Messenger RNA from Debaryomyces tyrocola, 1224 nucleotides. The record is from the annotation of a GenBank genome assembly. Lineage: Eukaryota; Fungi; Ascomycota; Pichiomycetes; Serinales; Debaryomycetaceae.
AUGGUAGAGAAGCACAUUGACGAAAAUUUGGUCAAAAGAUUUGAGACCCUUAGCAGCAAAACCCCUAUCAUCGAUACCCAUAAUGAUUUUCCUUACUUGUUAAGAGUCCAAUUACAUAAUGAAUUUGAGACAGUUAAUAGGUUUAAAUUUGAUGGCAAGUUGCAAAGUCACACUGAUCUAGGCAAAUUCAGACAAGGCAGGGUUGGAUUACAAUUUUUCAGCUGCUUUAUCGAAUGUAAGGAUGACGAUUAUUUGUAUCAAGACUUCAAUAAGCCAAACAGUGCUGUUAGAGAUACUAUGGAACAAAUUGAUGUUGUUACACGUUUAGUGAGCUCCUAUCUGGAGGACUUGGAGAUGGUGCAGAUGUCUCUGCAAGUGAUGGAUGUUUAUUCCAAAGGGAAACUUGCUAUUACUAUGGGCGUUGAAGGAUUGCACCAAGUAGAUAGCUCUCUAAGUGUAUUAAGAAAGUAUUACGAGUUGGGAGUACGUUAUAUCACAUUGACACACAAUUGUGACAAUCCAUUUGCUACUGCUGCCUCUUCAGUGGUUGCUGGUUUACCCGAUAACGGCCUUUCUGACUUCGGAAGAUCCUGUGUCCUAGAAAUGAACAGAAUAGGCAUGAUGGUAGAUCUAUCUCAUGUAAGUUAUAAGACCAUGCUUGAUGCAUUGGUGAUAACUAAAGCUCCGGUAAUGUUUUCUCACUCUUCUGCUUAUACUAUCACACCGAACGAAAGAAAUGCAAGGGACGAUGUGUUGUUAAAAUUGAAAGAAAAUAAUGGUGUAAUUUGUAUAAACUUUUUCCCUUCGUUUAUCAGGCCACAAGGUGGCGAAAAUGCCACUAUAGAUGAUGCAGUAAACCAUAUAAAGCAUGUUGUUGAAUUGAUUGGUUGGGAGCAUGUUGGACUUGGAUCUGAUUUCGAUGGAAUUCCUGAAGGUCCAAAGGGUCUUGAAGAUGUAUCCAAAUAUCCGGACUUGAUAAUUAAGGUCAUGGAAAAAUUGAACGCAUCAGAUAGUCAGAUACGAUUGUUAAUGGGGGAUAACGUUUUGAGAGUUUGGAAUGAAAACGAAAAAGUUGCUAGAACGUUGCAAAAAGCAGGAACUCAGCUUGUGAACGAAACUUGGAAUAAAAGAGAUUGGAGCUUCUUUGAUUAUGCAAGUACUUUCCCUGAACUUUUUCCUGGUGCUUAUCAGGAGAAAACUAAUACGUAUAAAGAUCAAAAAUGA